AAUUUUGUAUUACGUAUUUUUGUACAUUCUGAAAUGUUUCAUAUUUUGUAAAUGUUAAGGUCCUUAUUUAGUAGUGACUAAAAUAUUUUUAAGCACAUUAUAAAAUGUGAAAAUAAACCGUAAUUAAUACAAUACUGAUACGUUAAUCAGUAUUUGAUAAGUGUUAGUUUGUGUAAUUUUCAUCGCUAUACCGUAAACUGAUUAAUUAAUUUGAAAAUCGGGUCAGUGAUCGGGAACCGGUUUUUGGAGUAGGUAGUAUGGUAGUGUGACCUUGUUGAUUUAUCAUUAUCAUUCGUAUCAGAAUUCGAGUGUCAACUUAGUUCGUACGUUUUCGGUGAUAUAACAUCAGUUGUUAUCUGCAUUUAAAAUGGCCACAAGUCCGCUGUUGAAGACUACAAAAUUAGGCAUUUACUCCCGAAAAUGCCUAAAGUCACUAUCACAAUGCCGCACCUUCACAACCCAGUUGACAGAACAGCAGAGAACUAUUCAGGAGAUGGCGAGGAACUUCGCUGAUGAGCACCUGAAGCCUAAUGCUGCUCAUCAUGAUACCGAAGCCUUGUUUCCUUUUGAACCUAUCAAAAAACUGGCGUCAAUGGGUCUCCUGGGAGCCUGCGCGAGCCCAGACUACGGAGGCCUAGGCUUAGACUACCUGUCCCUCGCUCUAGCAGUCGAGGAGCUCUCCCGGGGCUGUGCCAGUGUAGGCAUGAUCGUCUCAAUACAUAACUUCCUUUAUGUCAACUUGGUGAACGAGAAGGGGACGCCGGAACAGAAAGAGAUAUUCUUGAGGGAUUUCACUAAGGGUGCUCUUGGGUCGUUCGCUUUGAGUGAACCAGGCGCAGGCACAGACGUCGCAGGUAUACAGACCAAGGCUGAACUCAAUGGUGAUAAUUAUAUCCUGAACGGCAAGAAGACCUGGGUCACCAACGCCAUCGAGGGCAAAGCCCUAGCUACUUUUGCUACGAUCGACCCAGCACUUAGGCAUAAGGGGCUUGCAUGUUUCCUAAUCCCUAUAGAGACUGAAGGUAUCUUCAGAGGCCAGAAGGAACGCAUCAUGAGUGUUAGCAUGUCCGACAGGGCGGCGACUGCCUGCCCAGUCACCUUGGAAGACGUCUGCAUCCCGCGGUCCUAUGUCGUGGGUGAACCAGGGGAAGGGUUCCGCAUAGCCAUGGAGCAGCUCGACCAGGCGCGCAUCGGCAUCGCGGCGCACGCUGUCGGUAUCGCACAGUCAGCUUUAGACACUGCAAUUUCAUACGCGAAGAAAAGGAUCGCUUUUGGCAAACCCCUGUCCAGAUUAGCAUCCGUCAAGGACCGUCUAACAGAAAUGUGCAUGCUAGUAGAAACAGCCCGACUGGCCACCUACCGUGCCGCAGUAGAGGUCAGCACUAAAAACAGUGCGAUGGCCAAGUAUUUAGCUGGACGCAACGCUACGGCCGUCGCUGAUCAUUGCGUACAAAUCCUUGGCGGACGAGGCCUGUCCGUCAAUUAUGAUGCUGAGAGACAUUAUAGGGACGCCCGAGGUACGCAGAUCUACGGCGGUGUCACAGACAUACAGAAGAGGCUGGUAGGACAUUACCUACUGAAGGAACACGACGCGCUUUGAAGAGACACCGGUAAACCUGUUCUAGUCUACUCUAGUUAUACACGGGGGAAUAUUAUCGAAAUAUUUAAUGAUAUUUAAGUACCGGGUUUCAUAAAAAAAUAUUUGCUGUUGAGUGAAAAUCAUGAAACAAAACGAAGUAAGACCAUUUUGGGUCUUUUAAUCAUCUGCCUAGCCUUUUCGUUAAGCAACACUUGGUGCGGUCUUUUUUGGGUUCGGGAAAAGAUUGUUGGCAAAAAUGUUUCGAUAAUAUUGCUCAAGUUGAAACAAUAAAACAUCGACUGAAAUGGUCUUCCCAUUUUUUGGGAUUUACUUUUCCAACUAUCUUUCUAUUUUCUUCUCAACGUCACAAUUUUAUGAGUCUUCGCAGCUUCUUCUAUAUUUUGUUAUUGAUCAUAGGUUAUUUUUUACUUAUGUCGUCUUCCACACUAUCUAUGUUAUCCAUCACAAUAUUCACAAUUUCGAAUAUCAGAAUAUAAUUUUAAUUGAUUUAAUAUUCCUGCUCUUCAAAUAUUUUAUCUUUGCAAAUCUGCUCGAUAAACGCUCAAAUCGUGGACUUGAAUAUUUUAAUAAAGGGAACAGCGUCAUUUAAUAUUUUUUUCGCAUAAUAUUACACUUGUUAUACUUUGGUAAGAAGUUUUUAAUUUUGUGUUCAAUAAUGAUAAAAGUUUACAAGACAAAUAAAACGUAUACACUUCAAAUAUAGUUUUUUGUUAAUUUUAAGGAUAGAACUAUAAGUGAUAUAAAAUGUUUUAUAUUCAAGAAGUCGUAAUAUUUUUAAUUAACAAUAUGUCAGCUAAAACAAAAGAAAAACGAAAUUGACAACUGGUUUGAACAAGAUUUCUAAUUAUAAAGAAAAAUAUACCUCUAAAAGGUUUGGCUAAGAUCCAAAAUAUUUCAUUAGAGUUAGGACGAUUUUAACCACUUAAAAGUACUCCCGUGGAAAGAUUUUAAUGGCCAACAAAAAUCCGUGUCGCAAAUACCUAAUGUUGUUAACUCCUCAUAAAAUAAUAGUUUUAAGAGCAUCGCAUUUAUAACGUAAUUUUAGCCAAUAUUUGUAUCAUGGAGAACAUAAUGACUAGCGGAGCUGACAUAACGCAAAAUCUCCUAAGAAAGUAGCGCGCCAAAAUACGGGUGAUCGGGGGACGAGGAAUGUUACUAGUCCCGCCCUUACAGGCCUUUUCUAUGGAUUAUUUUCAAAAUAAAAUCACCAAUCUUUGAUAGAUUGGUUUUGAUUUGACGAGGAACCCGACCGUCUCGGUAGUUCCUCGGUAGUUGUCUGCCGUACCUUGCUUGACCUACAAGAAGGCGCCUGACCCACCUUCCCUAUGGCAUCUCCGCUAUUUUUCAUUCCUCCGUGAUUUGUAUAUAUGUACUUAUGUUCAAAUGGGACAUUCCAUUUUAUUAAUAUGUGCGUUUUAAAAACGCAUGAUACCUACUUGGGUCCGAAAAUUUUAAAAAAGGUGCUAACUUUGUUAUUUUGGUUGAUUCGUUUUAGGCUACAAAUUGAAGAGGUUUGUACUUAACUUUUAUUUAAAUGUUUUUUGCAAUUAAAUAAAUAGCCCGUUAUAGGCUUUUCCUCUUUUUAGCAUAUUAGGUGCCAGUAGAAUGUGACUGAUUUAGCCUUAACGCAAAACUAAUAAAACCGCAUAAUAUUUUGCUUAUGAAAUUUUGCAAUGUUUUUUUUUUGUCAGUUCUGUAUCCUAUUUAAUGUAGUUGACUGUACUUCUAAGUCACUGGGGCUAUUUCAUUUUAUAUUCAUUUCUGUACAAAACUAAGAUUAUUGUGUCAAAACACAAAUCUACAUAUAAUAUAGUUACUAUAUAAUGAAGUGUUUAUCAACUUUUAUUAUACGUAUUGUUCUAUUGUUAUGAUUUAAUAAAAAUAUAUUUUUGUAAA
Helicoverpa zea (corn earworm) is the source of this 3496-nucleotide messenger RNA. RefSeq names its product short-chain specific acyl-CoA dehydrogenase, mitochondrial-like. Gene Ontology annotation, biological process: butyrate catabolic process; fatty acid beta-oxidation using acyl-CoA dehydrogenase. Lineage: Eukaryota; Metazoa; Arthropoda; Insecta; Lepidoptera; Noctuidae. Gene Ontology annotation, cellular component: mitochondrion. The transcript is spliced from 10 exons. Gene Ontology annotation, molecular function: flavin adenine dinucleotide binding. The record is from RefSeq and is a predicted model, not a curated record. Bases 368 to 1600 code for a protein of 410 amino acids.